AGUUGCUUUGCUUCAAUACUCUCUAAAAAGGAGUUCGGUGAAUGCGAGGACCUUUGAGAAAGCAUUUGACAGUAUCGUCUGUAAACAACGAUUUCACUUCAAACAUGGAAGCAGCAGUUAAAAGAGAAAGAUCAAUUGGUCGAUGCAAGAAAUAAAUGCUUUAGUGGACGGUUUUGUGGAGCACAAAGAUGUAUUGGAGGGAAAACUGUCAAAUAAACAGACAUAUAAAGAAAAGAUCGAUCUUUAUGAAAGGAUAACAAAAAGUGUCAACAGUCAGUCACUCACUCAAAGAUCGAUGGAAGAAGUCAAGAAGAAAUUGUCGGAUCUUAAGACUGGCAUAAGGCAACAAGAGAGGAAGAGAUUAAGGGAAGCUCGGGCCACUGGAGGAGAUCCAGCCAUCCCUGAUCUAAAAGACUGGCAAGAAAAGCUACUGAGUGCACUUACGAAGGUGUCUAUUGAAGGAUUUUCUGGAAUUGACAACUUCAAAGAUUGCCCAGGUUCAUCAAAAGAUGACAAUGCAUCUAAAGCAAUAAUGGUGCCAUACAUUGAAAAAGAAAGUGAAGCAGAAUCGUCAGAGUCAUCAAAAUGUGCAAAAAGAAAGACUCCGGUCGAUGAAAAAGGAGGUACACCAGACAAAGAUGAAGAACAAAUUCUGGCGGUAGAAAAAAAAGAAACUCGAGAUAAUGCGUCAGCAGUUACAAGUACAGGCAGACAUCCGAGAUGAGCUUCACAAGAUUAACUGUUUUUUUCAGUUCUAUAAGCAGUGUCAUUAAUUUGCCCACUCACAACCCAGAACAAUAGUAUAGUAUUCAUAAAAUGUUAGCAAAGUAAAUGGUAGUGUUCAAGUACUCAUAUAACUCAUAUGAUAUGCAAAUAUUUAUGUCAGUUUAUACCAUAAAAAUUUAACAACUUUAAAUAUAUUGUCAAUAUCCUCCUUUAUUGAAGAAUGAUAAAUGUAAGUUCUAAAAUAUUCAAAUGCACUUUUGUCAUUUACAUCUUUGAAAAUUUACAUUUUAACCUGCAAAUUAUUUUUUGUUUUUUGUUUUGUUGCUAGAAUUGUUGUUGUUAUACAUAGACAAGCAAAGGUGUUUAAUGAAGACUAAUUUUAGAAUAAAUGCACGACACUUUAUCGCGUUUGUACACCAUUGGCAUUAACUGAUCCAUUGUAAACUUGGUCAUCAUGGUCGUCCUCCUCAAAUAUGGCUGGUAGGGGCACAUUCAUGUCCUUGCACAGAUUGUGAAGUUUCAUGCACACACUAACAACUUGUGCAGCUUUUGGUGGCUUGAAUAAGAGGCAUCCUCCACUUUUGUGUAAACAUCUAUAAAGACAAUAUUGCUUGUUUAAUUAAAUUAAAAUUUAUAUUUGACAUGACCUUUAUAUUUGUCAUUAUGAAAAAAACUAUUUAACAGGUGGCUUUUUUUUCAAUUUUGUAUAAUACAGUACCCUCACAUGUAAAAAGUAAUAAUUUUAUAACUGUCUAACAAGGGAUUAAAACUCAUGUUACAUUGAUAAAUUUUAUUGUACAUAAACUUGCCUUUACCUCGAUU
Dreissena polymorpha is the source of this 1548-nucleotide messenger RNA. RefSeq lists its product as uncharacterized. Gene Ontology annotation, cellular component: nucleus. The transcript has 6 exons. Lineage: Eukaryota; Metazoa; Mollusca; Bivalvia; Myida; Dreissenidae. The record is from RefSeq and is a predicted model, not a curated record. Bases 143 to 724 code for a protein of 193 amino acids.